GCAGGGUGUUCCCUCUUGCUUCUGCCUAUGUGUUAAGUGGCAGGAGAAAUUUUGAAAGCUGCUAUGAGGAGGAGCUAGUGACUAGGUUUGGGGUGUUUUGUACCUUACUCUCCCCACUUGUAGGAAAACCUCUUUACAUUCAGAGGUCAUUGGCUUGGAAGGAGGAAGACUGACCAGAGGACAGGGGGAAAACAAUUCUCCUGCGGCUCCUCCUGACAUCUAUCACUUGCCUCCUGUCUCUCUUCCAACGCCAGCUUAGCACUGUCAAGGUGGCUGCAGAACAUCUUGACAAGUGCCAGCAUCUGCUUAGCUGUCCUGUGCAUCUCAGGCUACUCCAUUGUCUGGUCACCGUCCCUGGCCAUUGGGACCACUUCUGAUGGCUGUGGCCUCCGCUGCCCCAGGGAGCAUCUUCUGUAAGCAGCUCCUUUUCUCUCUUCUGGUUCUGAUAUUAUUUUGUGAUGCUUGUCAGAAAAUUUCUCUUCAAGUUCCUUCUCAUCUUCAGGCUGAAACAUUUGUAGGCAAAGUGAAUCUGGAGGAGUGUCUCAAGUCGUCUAGCCAAAUCCUGUCCAGCGACCCUGCCUUUAGAAUUCUGGAAGAUGGCUCAAUAUACACAACACAUGACCUCCUUUUGUCUUCUGAAGGGAAGACAUUUUCCAUUUUACUCUCAGACAGUCAGAAGCAGGAACAAAAGGAGAUAGAAGUCGUACUGUUGGCAAGAGAAGAAAAGGUAUCUAAGAAAAGACAUACCAAAGACAGAGUUCUCAAGCGCAGUAAGAGGAGAUGGGCUCCUAUUCCUUGUUCGCUGAUGGAGAACUCAUUAGGUCCAUUUCCACAACACGUUCAGCAGAUCCAAUCUGAUGCUGCCCAGAAUUACACCAUCUUUUACUCCAUAAGUGGACCAGGAGUGGACAAAGAGCCCUUCAAUUUGUUCUACAUAGAGAAAGAUACUGGGGAUAUCUAUUGUACUCGAAGCAUUGACCGUGAGCAGUAUGAUCAGUUUUUGGUAUAUGGCUAUGCAACAACUGCAGAUGGCUAUGCACCAGAUUAUCCGCUCCCCUUGUUAUUCAAAGUUGAAGAUGAUAAUGAUAAUGCCCCAUAUUUUGAAACCAAAAUGACAGUUUUUAGCGUGCCUGAAAAUUGCCGAUCUGGAACUUCAGUGGGACAAGUGACUGCCAUAGACAAUGAUGAACCUGGAACCCUUCAUACUCGUCUGAAAUUCAAAAUUCUACAACAAAUCCCUGAUCAUCCAAAGCAUUUCUCCAUACAUCCAGAUACAGGUGUCAUCACUACAACUACACCUCUGCUGGAUAGAGAGAAAUGUGAUACUUACAAGUUAGUAAUGGAAGUGCGAGACAUGGGAGGUCAACCUUUUGGUUUAUUUAAUACAGGAACAAUUACCAUUUCACUUGAGGAUCAAAAUGACAAUCCACCAUAUUUCACGGAAACUUCUUAUUUUACAGAAGUAGAAGAAAAUAGAAUCGACGUGGUGGUUUUACGGAUGAAAGUACAUGACCUAGAUUUGGCCAACACGCCUCACUCAAAGGCUGUGUACACAAUCCUACAGGGAAACGAGAAUGGAAACUUCAAAAUUAGCACAGAUCCAAAUACAAAUGAGGGAAUCUUGUGUGUUGUCAAGCCAUUGAACUAUGAACUCAAUCGCCAAGUGGUUUUGCAAAUCGGUGUACUUAAUGAAGCAGAAUUCACUAAAGCGGCAAACUCGCAAACUCCUCCCUCAAUGUGUACUACCACUGUGACUGUGAAAAUCAAAGACAGUGAUGAGGGCCCUGAAUGCGAGCCACCAGUGAAAAUUAUACAGAGUAAAGAUGGCCUUCCAGCUGGUAAGGAACUCCUUGGAUACAAAGCACUGGACCCAGAAACACGCAGUGGUGAAGGCUUAAGGUAUCAGAAGUUGGGAGAUGAAGAUAACUGGUUUGAAAUCAAUGAAAACACUGGAGAUUUGAGGACUGUGAAAGUCCUAGAUAGAGAAUCGAAAUUUGUAAAAAACAAUCAGUACAAUGUUUCAGUGGUGGCAAGAGAUGCAGUUGGCCGAUCUUGCACUGGAACACUCGUAGUUCUUUUGGAAGAUUUUAAUGAUCAUCCACCAAAAAUUGAAAAAGAUGUGACAAUUUGUAAGCAUGAUAAAGAUUAUGCUCUUCUGGAACCGCAAGAUGACGAUGGGCCUGAUAAUGGUCCACCUUUUCAAUUCUUUCUGGAUAAUUCUGCCAACAAACUUUGGACUAUAGAAUCAAAGAAUGGUAAACAAGGUGUUCUUCGUGCAAAGCAAAAUCUUGAUUACAACUAUUAUUCUGUGCCUAUCCAAAUCCAAGACAGACAUGGUUUGUCUGCAAAACAUGUGUUGUCAGUGAGAAUAUGUGACUGCACAACUCCAUCUGACUGUAGAAUGGCUGUUAAAGAUGAGAGAGAUAUUAAACCAGGAAAUGUUAUACUUGGAAAAUGGGCUAUUCUUGCCAUGGUGUUGGGUUCUGCAUUAUUAUUGUGUAUUAUGUUUGCAUGUUUCUGUGUUACUACCAAGAGGACAGUAAAGAAAUGUUUUCCAGAAGAUGUAGCACAGCAAAAUUUAAUUGUAUCAAAUACUGAAGGACCUGGAGAAGAAGUGACGGAAGCGAAUAUUAGGAUCCCCACACAGACAUCCAACAUUUGUGACACAAGCAUGUCUGUUGGUACUCUUGGUGGCCAGGGAAUCAAAACACAGCAAAGUUUUGAGAUGGUCAAAGGAGGCUACACUUUGGAUUCCAACAAAGGCCAUCACACCUUGGAGUCCAGCAAGGGAGUAGGGCAGGGAGGUGUAGACACCGGCAGAUAUGCGUACACGGACUGGCAGAGUUUCACCCAACCUCGUCUUGGCGAAAAGGUGUACCUGUGCGGACAAGAUGAGGAACACAAACAUUCUGAAGAUUACGUUCGUUCUUACAAUUAUGAAGGCAAAGGCUCUAUGGCCGGCUCGGUAGGGUGCUGCAGCGAUCGGCUGGAAGAAGAAGGGCUGGAGUUUCUAGAUCACCUGGAACCCAAAUUUAGGACAUUGGCAAAGACGUGUGUACAGAAAUAAAUGUUGUUGUUUUUUUAUGGAGUAACAUCUACUGAUACAUUUGUAAGAGUUUAUUGAAUGUAAACUGAUAGCAGCAUCUGCUAAUUAUUUUGUUUAUUGGAGACAAACUUCAAGUCUCAUAGACAAGGGUACUGUAACUAUGAGGCUCCCCUAAAUUCUCCUUGUCUGAUAGAAUUUUUAUAUUCUCUAGACAUAAAGUUUUCAUUGUUUAUUUUCUUUCACAUGCAUGUAUAUACGGCCCCUUUGGGACUGCACGGUGUGCAUUCUGGCAUCUUCCAUGGUAUUUGAAAACUUAGGCUACUUUGUGUGCUAUGAAAGACUAUGUGGGAAAGUUGGGUAUUGUGGAGGCUAAUCAGAAAUGACUUUUUUUUUUUUUUAGCUGUACAAAUUAAAUACUUUCUUUAACAUCUUGGGGAGAAUUAUGUUUUUAUAAAUAUUUUCUCUAGUGCCAGAGAAUUGCUUUCUUUCUACCUGACUGGUUUAAGAAGGAUUUUAAAAUGUUCUCAGGUGCAGCCUUCUGUUGGGUAUAAAAGCUCCUUUCUCCAUACUUUCCACCCCUCAGAGGUGGUGUUUCUAGCACUGCUUCUUUGGGAGCCUUCAGGACUUAGGGUUUGGAUCUAGUUCAUACUGAGGUGUCAUAAGGUUCCUACAGAUUCUAGGAUUGUUGGAAAGACAUAGAACAGGACAACUCACAGCAACUUGAGUUGCAGAGAUUUGCCAAGGAGGAUAGGAGAGGAUUUCUAUGAAAGACUGUCUAACCUAAUGCCCAUGGGUUGACUUCAACUCAUAAAUAUGUUCCAUUUGUCCCCAGAUAGACUCUUGGCUUAAAAAAAAACCUGUACGAAUGCCUUGGCAAGAACACUUGUGAUGUAGUUUGACAC
Molecule: messenger RNA, 3948 nt
Organism: Ictidomys tridecemlineatus (thirteen-lined ground squirrel)
Lineage: Eukaryota; Metazoa; Chordata; Mammalia; Rodentia; Sciuridae
Gene: Dsc1
Product: desmocollin 1
Biological process (GO): homophilic cell-cell adhesion
Cellular component (GO): plasma membrane; desmosome
Molecular function (GO): calcium ion binding
Source: RefSeq, a predicted model, not a curated record